AAAAGACAAACAAGUUUAUGACGCUGCUUGUGCAUAGCAUAUUAGCAUCUAUAAUACCACAUUCCCCACAACCCACAGUGAACAUUCGAAGGAAACAACGAAAAUGGAAGACGUGAUAACAGAAGCAGCACCACCAUCAAGAUUACUAGAAGAAGACCUAAACAAUUUCACACCACCAUCUAAACCUCUUCCUUCACCCUUUCUCAUCUUCCCCCACCCUCAACAACAACAACCCCUCAAACCGAACCUCCUCAUCAUCGCUAUCUCUUCUACUUCUCUCUCCCUCUUCCAAACCAUCCUCAACUACCAAACCCUAACCGCCUCACUCGUCCUCCCUGAACUCCCUCUCUCUGAUCCCGACAACACCAUCGACAUCCACUCCAUCUCAUCUAACAUCCUCCUCGCCGCCGUUCGUACUUCGAUCUCCGAUAUCCGCGCUUACGCUGUCGCUGAGGUUCUACUCAAUGACCGGAUCCGUCCUGAUUCGGUUAUUAUACUCGAUUCUAUCCAGCCGAUGAAUCAUCGCGGGUUACUCUCGUCUGAUGAAGCUGUUGCAUUCAAGCUGGAGAGCUCUGCGGAAAGGAAGAAGGCGCUUGAGGAGAAAUUGUUGGGCGGGUUGGAGUAUUAUCCGUCUGGUAGCGUUGUUGAUGGGCUUGGUGCCGCCAUUCUUGGAAGGUGCCAGAUUCUUAACCUUAGGGCUAGCUUGUGUGUUUCUUGGCCUCAGUUUGAUUCUUCCGUUGUGUUGUUGUUGAAGGAUUUGCUUCGGCAGUUUGAUUUAGGUUUUAAUGGUGACGAGGCUUUGAAAUUUGGGAGGAAUAGGGAUCAUGUUUUCCAAUCUCAUCUGUAUAUUUGAUUUAUGUAUGUGACUCUUUAAAACGUGAUUCCGGAUGAUUUGAAUGUUUUGAUAGAUGAGAUUUUAUGUUAAUUUGUUUGGUACUAUGGUGGUUAUGAAUACAUUGUUAUUGUUUGUCUUGCAA
This is a messenger RNA of Lathyrus oleraceus (garden pea), 977 nucleotides long. RefSeq lists its product as uncharacterized. The coding region runs from base 104 to 853 and encodes 249 amino acids. NCBI's taxonomy places the organism in Eukaryota, Viridiplantae, Streptophyta, Magnoliopsida, Fabales, Fabaceae. The transcript has a single exon. The record is from RefSeq and is a predicted model, not a curated record.